Zophobas morio is the source of this 2793-nucleotide messenger RNA. RefSeq lists its product as uncharacterized. The record is from RefSeq and is a predicted model, not a curated record. The transcript has 4 exons. Gene Ontology annotation, molecular function: DNA binding. The coding region runs from base 790 to 2574 and encodes 594 amino acids. NCBI's taxonomy places the organism in Eukaryota, Metazoa, Arthropoda, Insecta, Coleoptera, Tenebrionidae. Gene Ontology annotation, cellular component: nucleus.
GAGCAAAUUUUAUUUUUAACACAACAUUUUCACAAACUCUAGCAGUGCGGCAAGAUGAGUCACAACUGUCAUGAUCACUGUAAUCAACAUCAUGAUCACGAUCAUCAUCCAGGAGCAAAAGGUUAUUACUGGCGAGAUUAUACCGGCGAAAUACCUGAAGAUGCAUUCCCCGGUGGACUCGAUAUAAACCAAAAACCUACUUACAUUGGUCAAGCAUAUUUAAAAGGCGUUGGCUUGAUCCCGACAAGUCUUUACCCUGGUCAACCUAGUAUGAAAUUGGCCUGUGAUUGGAAAGCCAAUUAUUCCAACAUCGGCAUGAAAAUACUUUGUAGUUCAAACCCCAAUUCCCUUUCUUGGAUGAACACCACUGCUGCGGAUCUACCUCUGGCCACAAUUGGCAAAAAAUUAGUCAUUGGAGGUUUCCAACAUAAUGACAAGCUCAACGUAGGACGAGUGAUGCACGGGGGAGAAGUAGUGGCGGGAAAAGUGGCCGGGGGUAUGCCAGGAAACACCGGACUGUACUAUGUUGGUAGUGAGAAGGAAAAUUGUGUUGCUUCGUAUGAAAUUUUAAUUCAGAAUUAAUUAAUUUGUAUUUUAUUGUUAUAUAUUAAACCUCUAAAAAUAUUACAUAGGGUAAAACAGGGACACAUGACGCGGCGGGUUAGAUGACGCACCGUUUAAAUUUCGCGCCAGGUAACUUUAAUAUGUGAAACAAUGCACUGCAUAUGAUAGCGUGAUUAUUACUUCAACGGUGUUCACGUUAAAUCAGCAAUAUUACAAGUGAUCAAAAUGCCUACAAUGUACGGUCCCCGGAAAAGCAGUAGGGGCCAAUGGUCAGAAGAACAGCUAAGAGCUGCUGUGGAAGCUGUUCGAAAUCAAAACUGGUCAAUUAGACAAGCCGCUAAAGACCAUAAUAUUCCUGAAAAAACACUACGCACUCGGCUGAAAACCGGAAAUUUGAAAAAAGGAUCUUUGGGAGGUGCGUCCUUCUUGGGAGAAGAGGCAGAGAAGAAACUGGUAGCCCAUAUUCGAACUUUGCAAUCAGCGGGAUUUGCACCAUCUAGAAAAACCCUUCGUCAACUUGCUUAUAAUUUGGCAAAGUCGAUGGGACUACAAGGUCGUUUUAACAAUACCAAAAAAAUUGCCGGAAAUGAUUGGCUGAAAUUAUUUAUGCGAAGAAAUCCUACUCUAAGUAUCCGACAAUCAGAAGGCGUCUCCUUAGCUCGAGCUGAAGGUAUGAACAAAGAAGAAGUGCAACAAUACUUUCAGUUACUUACAAAGACACUCACUGAUCAUGACUUACUUAGUAAACCUUUAUCCAUAUUUAAUAUGGAUGAGACUGGAUUACACCUCAAUAAUGAACCUGGAAAAGUAGUUGCAAUUAAAGGUAGUAAAGUUGUUCAAAGUAUUAAAUCAACCGAAAGGGGAGAAACCAUAACGCUAGUAGCAUGUUGCAAUGCGGAGGGUAAUUUUUUACCACCUUAUUGCAUCUUCAAAGGAGUCAAUAAGCAACUUGCCUGGGAAGAAGCCAUGCCACCAGGGUCUGUAAUAAAAAUGCGAAGAGAAUCCGCUUACAUCAACGAAGAAUUGUUUAUGGAUUGGCUUACAAAUCAUUUUAUACCUCGAAAACCCCCAGGAAAAUGUAUUCUAAUUUUAGAUGGACAUGGUUCGCACAUGAAUUCGUAUGAAAUGCUGGAGACAGCAGUUGAAAAUGAUGUAAUUCUUUUGUGUUUACCUAGCCACACAACUCAUUACCUUCAACCCCUAGACCGGUCCUUUUUUAAAUCACUGAAGGCUUUUUUUAAAAAUCAAUGCGACGAAUUUGUCAGAGCAAAUCCACAAACAAAAAUUCACCGUCGUCAUUUUGGAAUGCUCCUUAGCAGCGCUUGGGCUAAUGCCGCUACGAGUAAAAAUGGAACUUCAGGAUUUGCUGCUACAGGAAUAUUUCCGUUGAAGCCUUCUGUUAUUCCCGAAUACGCGUUUUUAGUUGCUGAUCCUACUCAGCGUGUACCUUCCGAAGAUAAUGAAAGAUUGAGUGAGGCUCAAGUUUGCCCCGAAGAACCUGUUGUGACCAAUCUUGCAGUUCCUGGAACGUCAAGCAGUUCUGAUUGGACGCCUACAAAAAUUUUGUGUGAAAUUUCUCCUGUUCCAACCAUUUCUGUUCCCACUAAACGUCCAAGAAGAAAACAGUCUGCCCAGAACUUGACGGAAUUAUCUUACAUGGAAGAAAGAAAAGAAAAACGCCUGAAAAAAGAGGAAUCUGUCAAAAAGAAAAAAGAAAAGCAACAGAAAAUGAGUCAAAGUUCUAAAACUGUUAAAACAGUGAAAAAACGAAUAUUUUGUCAAGAAAGUUCUUCAGAUGAGGCAGAUGAUUUUAUUGUUAAUGAUACCACAGAUGACGAAGACCUGGAUGAAAAUGAGUGUGUCGAAUGUCUUGACAGAUACGAAACGACGUCUUCGAAUUCUGAUUGGAUACGUUGCAACAGAUGUAUGAGAUGGCUGCAUGAAACAUGCAGCAAUUACGAAAAUACAUGCAUGAGAUGUGGCUGCAUGGAACAAAAGAAACAAAAAUAGAAUUCCUUUCACCUAUCUAGAGACUAUACCAAAUAUUUACAAAUAAAAAAUGUUAUGUUGUUACAAGGCAUCUCUCCCAUAGCUGCUGCGUCAACUAACCCAUAUGGUGCGGGAGAGAUGGCAAAAAACACUUUCUUUGUUUUUAUUUUAUUAAAGAAAUAUUUUAUAUUUUUUUACUUAAUCGACAUGUUAUUCAUAAAAUAUAAGCUUUUCUCUAUA